AUGUUAAAGAAAAACCACACAGUAGUAACUGAGUUUAUUCUUCUGGGACUGACAGAGCGAGAGGAAUUGCAGCCAGUCCUCUUUGUGGUGUUCUUACUGGUCUACCUCAUCACGGUAAUUGGCAAUGUGACUAUGAUUUGCUUAAUCAGAAGUGACUCAAAGCUUCACACCCCAAUGUACUUCUUCCUCAGUCAUCUCUCCUUUGUCGAUCUCUGCUAUGCUACCACUGUCACACCCCAGAUGCUGGUUAAUUUCUUGUCCAAGAGAAAAACCAUUUCCUUUAUCGGAUGCUUCAUCCAAUUCAACUUCUUCAUUGCUCUGGUCAUCACCGACUAUUAUAUGCUCACAGUGAUGGCUUAUGAUCGUUACAUGGCCAUCUGCAAGCCCUUGCUAUAUGCUAGCAAAAUGUCCAGCUGUGUCUGCCUCUCUCUCGUUGCUGCUCCUUAUAUUUAUGGCUUUGCAAAUGGUUUAACACAGACCAUCCUGAUGCUUCGCCUGACUUUCUGUGGACCCAAUGAGAUCAACCACUUCUAUUGUGCAGACCCUCCCCUCAUGGUCCUUGCUUGCUCUGAUACCUAUGUUAAAGAAACUGCCAUGUUUGUGGUGGCGGGUUCCAACCUCAGCUGCUCACUCACCAUCAUCCUCAUCUCCUAUAUUUUCAUUUUCACCACCAUUCUGCGUAUGCGCUCUGCAGAGGGGAGGCGCAAGGCCUUCUCUACCUGUGGGUCCCAUCUGACAGCGGUCACUGUGUUUUAUGGGACCCUAUUCUGUAUGUACCUGAGGCCCCCUUCUGAGACAUCUGUAGAACAGGGAAAAAUUGUAGCUGUGUUUUAUAUCUUUGUGAGUCCUAUGUUAAACCCUCUGAUCUAUAGCCUGAGGAACAAAGAUGUAAAACAUGCAAUAAGAAAAAUCAUCAAAAAGGAAUUAUUUAUUAAAUAA
Messenger RNA from Dipodomys spectabilis (banner-tailed kangaroo rat), 939 nucleotides. RefSeq names its product olfactory receptor 1030-like. Gene Ontology annotation, molecular function: G protein-coupled receptor activity; olfactory receptor activity; odorant binding. Gene Ontology annotation, cellular component: membrane. NCBI's taxonomy places the organism in Eukaryota, Metazoa, Chordata, Mammalia, Rodentia, Heteromyidae. The transcript has a single exon. The record is from RefSeq and is a predicted model, not a curated record. The coding region runs from base 1 to 939 and encodes 312 amino acids. Gene Ontology annotation, biological process: sensory perception of smell; G protein-coupled receptor signaling pathway.